UUUUUUUUUCUUCAUUAAUGCAAAAACACCAAGAUCAGAUACCAAAUAAACCAUUAGGUCUUAUUGAGCAUGACUAUUUUUCUUCUUCUGGGUCUCGAGAACCACAUCUGACAACCCUUCAAUCGUUUCAAUCCUUACCUCCUAAUAAUGAAAAAAGGCCCAGCUCCACUCGUCGAGGAUUCAAUCGAUUCGAAACAGCACCUCAAGAUGGUUGGAAACGAAUCAAGAAAUGGAUGGGUAGUCGUAUCCAACUUCCUGUUAAACAAGCAACCCAUAAUCUCGAACGACAAGCAGAAGUCAAUAUGAUUACACCACUUGUCAUGGCCAUGAGUUUUUCUCGAGACGAAAACAAUGCAAGACGAAUGCCUAUCUUCCUCAACAGCAUGACAGUCAGAGUCACUAAAGAAGACCAAGAAGACCAAGAUCCUAAAAAGUCCAAGUUUCGUGGUACCUUGUUCAAAAUUACUGUACAAUAUGGUACUGGAUCUGGGAAAAUCACCUGGUUUGUGUAUCGUCGAUAUUGGGAUUUCGUCAAGCUGCAUUACCGGUAUAAAACAAUAAGUAAUAAUACACACAGUAUACGUACACCCAAGUUCCCCAGUAUACCAAAAGAUCAUUUUCGAAAACAAAAGAAAAUAAGCCCAAGCAGACAGCAAAGUGCUUCUGACAUCAAUCAGUACACACCAUUGGUGAUGGACGAAGAGACUGUUAUGGCACUUGCUACUGUGCAUGAACAAGACACACCUUUACAAACACCAGCUGCAAGCGUUAUAUCCAGUCAGGUUGUCGAUAUUGUCAAGGCAGAUCAAAAAGUAUUACAAGCGAUGGAGGACUAUUUAAAUCAGUUUAUUAUCUCAAUCGGGCCUUGUGGACACACCAAUCGACUCUGCAAAUUUUUAGAAAUUUCAGCCUUGGGCAUGCAAUUGUCUGCCAAAUACGUGACAAGUUAUCAUGGGAAAGAAGGAUAUGCUUUUUUCCAGAGCAGAACAGAUCGUGAUCCUAGACAUAAGCGAGCAUUUAUGCAAGACAGUAUGAUGUGUGUCUUGCCAACAACAGGAAGCAAAAGAAGAUGCAAACCUAAAUGGUUUCUUGUGCGUGAUAGUUAUAUCGUAUGCGUGGACGAUCCCAGUCAAACCGAGAUUUACGAUGUGUUUCUGUUUGAUCAAGCUUUUGAUAUUCAUCGACUUGGGUUUUUUCAUGACAAGCGAGCACAUGCAAAAACCGGUCGAAAGAAAUUCAAAAAUGCCAUUGCAAAUGCUUCUCACUGGACUUCAGGUAAAUCCACCUUGUGCUUUAAAAACAUGAAUGGUGUUUAUCAUUUUCGAACAAAGAGUGAAUAUGCUGCGAAACAGUUUGAGAGAUCAAUCUUGCUUGCCAAGCAAAACUCAAUCUGGUGUCAAGAGAAUCGGUUCAAGAGUUUUGCCCCUAUACGUGACAACACACCAACGACUUGGUAUGUGGAUGGAAGAGAUUAUUUUUGGGAUGUAUCGGUUGCUCUAGAAAACGCAAAAGAAUGUAUUUAUAUUCAUGAUUGGUGGUUAUCUCCAGAACUAUUUCUAAGAAGACCAGCAGCUCAACAUCUCGAAUGGCGACUUGAUCGUGUCUUGAGACGCAAAGCAGAUCAAGGUAUAAAAGUCUAUAUUGUGAUGUACAAAGAAGUAGCCAUGGCUCUUCCUUUGUUCUCUCACCAAGCAAAGCGACACUUGCUUUCUCUAUCACCCAACAUUUUCGUUCAACGACAUCCUUCCCGUGCUCUUGAUGUCUUUAACAAGGACAUGGUGUUUUUCUGGGCACAUCAUGAAAAGAUUUGUGUGGUCGAUCAUGAAGUGGCCUUUAUUGGUGGCAUUGACCAAUGCUUUGGACGUUGGGAUACACCUGCUCACCAAGUAGUGGACGAUGCGAGUCCUGAACUCGACCCUUCAAAUACACAUCCUCAAAUAUGGCCUGGUAAAGACUAUUCCAAUCCCCGUAUUAUCGAUUUCCAUACACUGGACAAACCAUUUGAAGACAAUCAGGACAGAACCUUAUUGCCUCGUAUGCCCUGGCAUGAUAUGUCCAUGCGCAUCGUAGGUCCGUCUGCACGAGAUGUCGCCCGUCAUUUCAUUCAACGAUGGAACUUUUUGCGUCGAAAGAAACCAGCGGCUCCUAAACGGCCUACGCCCAUGUUGGUGCCGCCACCUGAUACGUAUAUUCAUCAGAUCGGGCAGGAAGAUGCACGUAUUGGACAUCCCCAUCUUUCAACAUCGUGUCGAGUCCAAAUUCUGAGAAGUGUAUCGCCAUGGAGCAUAGGAUCCAUCGACUAUGUUGAACACAGUAUCCAAACAGCUUAUAUCGAAAGUAUUCGAGACUCCAACUACCUUGUCUAUAUAGAAAACCAGUUCUUUGUGACAUCAACUCAGAGUGGAAAUGCAGUGAUUGAGAACAAGAUUGGCGAUGCUUUAUUUGAGCGCAUUGUACGUGCCCAUCAACAGGGCAAGAAAUGGAGAGCGAUUAUUAUUAUACCCCUGGUGCCUGGAUUUCCAGCCAACAUAGAUGAAACAGAAGCCACAACAGUGCGUAUCAUUAUGCAGUGCCAGUACUUUUCUGUGGCUCGGGGACCCCAUUCCCUGUUGGCCAGAUUGCAUGAUGCAGGUGUCUUGAAUACGCAUGAAUACAUUAAUUUCUAUGGCCUACGUAAUUGGGGUAAAUUGAACGGACAAUACGUUACUGAGCAAGUGUACAUCCAUGCCAAGACCAUGAUUGUGGAUGACAAGACGGUCAUUAUGGGAUCCGCUAAUAUCAACGAACGAUCCAUGUUGGGUACGCGAGAUUCUGAAAUUGCUGCAUGCAUACAAGACGAAAAGAACUUGGUAGAAACAUUGUUUGAUAAUGUGCCAGUCAAAGUAAGCCGAUUUGCGCACACACUUCGUAUGCGACUCAUGUGCGAACAUAUCGGGCUGGAUGUGGACCGUAUGGACCGUGAACGAUACACACAAGGCGAUUAUUUCCAGCAACCGGUCUGGUCUGAUUGUCAUUUGAACGAAAGUGUGGAUUGUGUACCUCCUUAUAUUCAAGUCACAACGAACCCUACUGCCACUCAACAAGAAAAAGAUCAAAUUCAGCAAGAAGAACAAGAUGUGUUAUCCAUGUCUGAAUUAGAAGAUGUCUUUUCAGACAGUUCAGACAGUAGUGAUAGCAAUGGUCCGGCAGCCAAGACACAAUCGCCCCGUUCCUCUGUUCUUUCACCUGCCAAGUCUGUAUUUCAUAAACGCAAAAGUACAAAAGAAGACUACCUUGAUUUCUGGACCUCACUGGACCCAGACACAGACAACAACGGGGAUCGAAAAGCAUGGCAAGAGUUCCACGCCACAGGGCAAACAAAACCAGAGGCCAAGGCACUCGACACACGUGAGUUUGAACCCAAAUCCAAUUAUUAUAGUAGUGCAAGAUUAGAUCCACUCGAUAUGGAAAACAAGACGGUCGGCGAUGUCUAUCAAAUCCUUCAAGACCCACUUGCCGAUACAUUUCAAGUGUUUUGGCACAUGUUGGCCAGGAUCAAUACGGACUUGUUUCGCCGAUGUUUCUUGGUCACGCCUGAUAAUAACGUACGUAAUUGGGAUCAAUACCAUCAUUACAACAAGAUGGCAAAAUUGUUUUUAGGUCGUGUGGAUAUCAAGCACGGUGGUACCAAGACAACAGCGGCGGCUGCCAAUGUGACAGCCUUACCAUUGACCGAUCAUGAACAAGUAGCUGUACGACAAGUCUUGGCCCAUAUUCGAGGUCAUUUAGUCAUUUGGCCACAUCAUUUUAUGGAACAAGAUGAUGAACAAAAUCAAUUUUUAUUUAAUGUGGAUAAGUUCGCGCCGCUUGAGAUAUUUGAUUAAAUACAUAAUAAUAA
Molecule: messenger RNA, 3877 nt
Organism: Gilbertella persicaria
Lineage: Eukaryota; Fungi; Mucoromycota; Mucoromycetes; Mucorales; Choanephoraceae
Exons: 5
Coding region: 18-3863 (1281 amino acids)
Biological process (GO): intracellular signal transduction; phosphatidic acid biosynthetic process; cell motility
Molecular function (GO): phosphatidylinositol binding; D-type glycerophospholipase activity
Source: RefSeq, a predicted model, not a curated record